Sinocyclocheilus grahami is the source of this 1246-nucleotide messenger RNA. It is a transcript of the gene csnk2a1, whose product is annotated as casein kinase 2, alpha 1 polypeptide. The record is from RefSeq and is a predicted model, not a curated record. NCBI's taxonomy places the organism in Eukaryota, Metazoa, Chordata, Actinopteri, Cypriniformes, Cyprinidae. Gene Ontology annotation, biological process: peptidyl-threonine phosphorylation; regulation of cell cycle; peptidyl-serine phosphorylation. The transcript is spliced from 13 exons. Gene Ontology annotation, cellular component: cytosol; protein kinase CK2 complex; nucleus. Bases 296 to 1246 code for a protein of 316 amino acids. Gene Ontology annotation, molecular function: protein serine/threonine kinase activity; ATP binding.
UCCGAACGUUUUUUUUUGAGCAGCUCGUUAGGUAUUGAUACGCAGCCUUUCUCCAGUGCAGCAUCCGCCAUAUUGUCUACCAGGAGACGCCGAGAGCAUCUGGAGGGCCAUGAGGAAUGACUUCUAGGAUUGCUGUGUCUCCUGAAUAAGCUCCUGGAUGUCCUCUUUCAUUCAAAUUACAAUCAGCCUAUGCUCCACCAUAAAGUCAUCACAUCUGCCUUCAUCAGCUCCACCUUUCAUUUGCUGCUUGGAGGAACCCUCCAAGGUGUUUCAGGGAAUACCUUGUGUGUAGAAUAUGUCUGGCCCUGUCCCAAGUCGCUCUCGAGUUUACCCUGAUGUAAACACACAGCGACCCAGAGAGUACUGGGACUAUGAAUCCCAUGUGGUGGACUGGGGAAAUCAGGAUGACUAUCAGUUAGUGCGAAAGCUUGGCCGGGGAAAAUACAGUGAAGUGUUUGAAGCCAUAAACAUCACUAACAAUGAGAAAGUAGUCGUCAAAAUACUCAAGCCAGUGAAAAAGAAGAAAAUUAAACGAGAAAUAAAAAUUCUGGAGAACUUAAGAGGAGGCCCCAACAUAAUAACGCUUUUAGACAUUAUAAAGGAUCCUGUGUCCCGAACACCAGCGCUGGUUUUUGAGCAUGUUAACAACACGGACUUCAAGCAACUGUAUCAAACUUUAUCAGACUAUGACAUCCGCUUCUACAUGUAUGAAAUUCUUAAGGCUCUCGACUACUGCCACAGUAUGGGAAUAAUGCACAGAGACGUAAAGCCACACAAUGUCAUGAUUGACCAUGAGCACAGAAAGCUUCGUUUAAUUGAUUGGGGCUUGGCUGAGUUUUACCACCCAAACCAGGAGUACAAUGUACGUGUGGCUUCCCGAUAUUUUAAAGGCCCUGAACUACUUGUGGACUAUCAGAUGUAUGACUACAGUCUGGAUAUGUGGAGUCUUGGAUGCAUGCUGGCCAGUAUGAUCUUCAGGAAGGAACCAUUUUUCCAUGGACAUGACAACUACGAUCAGUUGGUUCGGAUUGCAAAGGUUCUGGGUACUGAGGACCUGUAUGAUUACAUUGACAAAUAUAACAUUGAGCUGGACCCACGCUUUAAUGACAUUUUGGGCAGACACUCCCGGAAGAGAUGGGAACGGUUUGUGCACAGUGAGAAUCAGCACCUGGUCAGUACCGAGGCUCUGGAUUUUCUGGACAAGCUGCUUAUUUUGGAUUUUAGCACGAACAGCCUUAUUUAUUAA